CGACUGACGAUUCUGCUAUUCACAGCGCCGGGUCUUUGACACUGUUUCAGCUGCAACUCUACUCUCGCAUCUGUUGUUGAAAUCUUUUCGGUUGAGAUUGAGCGGCUUUACUUACCAAUAAUGUCGCGCACGAGGCUAUUAAGCCGAUGCCGGCUGAUCCCUGGGUCGCGACUUGGCUUUAUCGCCCAGCCAGCACCGGCUUUCAGCAACUUCAGAGCGAGCGCAACUCGAACAAGCACAGGCAAGCGAGGAUUUCACGUUGCAGCAUCCUUGCGCGAAAAGGCCAAAUCUCCUUCGCAGUCCUUCAAACAGGGUGCUGUGAAUGGCGAUGCGCACAAGGCGUUGUCAGACAUUGCCUUUGCCUUUGACAUCGAUGGAGUUUUAUACCAGGGCUCAAGGCCAAUUCCAGGGGCCCGAGAGAUGCUGAGGAAGAUUAGAGCGCAUGACGCCCGAUACGUCUUCUUAACCAAUGGUGGCGGCAGCCAUGAAGAUGCGAAGUUCAGAUCAUUGUCCAAGCGGCUUGAGUUGUCGGAGGACGAGGAUGUCAUCCGCAACAGGAUCAUCCUGUCGCACACGCCAAUGCGAGGGUGGGAUGAGCAGAUAAAGAAGCAGGGGACAGUGCUGAUUACGGGAUCUCACCCAGAGACUGCUCGCAGGGUAGCCAAUGAAUACGGGUUUGCUAGGGCUGUGACGCCUGCAGACAUCAUCGAAGCCAACGACAAGGUAUAUCCCUUUGACAACUUGAGAGAGAGCCUUCACAAAGAAUCAAGACCUCUUCCCGACGGCAAGGUUGUAUCAAACACAAUCGAUCCCUACAGCAAGGACGUACCGGCAAAUGCGCUCAAGAUUGACCAGAUCCUUGUCUGGAACGACCCAAGGGAUUGGUCCCUGGACAUCCAGGUGAUCCACGAUCUGCUCAUCUCGCAUCGCGGCUAUCUAGGCACGAUAUCCGACAAGAACGGCGACGCAUCACUCCCCAACAACGGAUGGCAGCAAGACGGCCAGCCACAGCUCUGGUUCUCCAACCUCGACCUGCUGUGGAAGACGGAAUUCCCCGUCAACAGAUUCGGCACCGGCGCCUUUGUCGAGGCGCUCAAGGGAGUGUGGGCCGCAUCGACGGGUGGCGCCGAGCUGCAGUUCAGCGCCUUGGGCAAGCCAUUCCGGCACACUUACCAGUACGCACACGAUAGGCUGCUGAAUCACCACGGCAAGGGCGACAAGAAGCGACCACUGAAGAGAGUGUACAUGAUUGGCGACAAUCCGGAAAGCGACAUCCGCGGCGCCAACGAGUUCGCGCCGGACGACGGCACGGAGUGGAUCUCGAUUUUGGUCAAGACUGGAGUAUGGAAAGAGACGGCGGCGCAGAGAGAGCCGAGGUACAAGCCUGCGGUGAUUGUAGACGAUGUUGUUGAGGCGAUUGCCUGGGCUAUGAGGAACGAGGGAGCGGAGGUGACGAGGGACUGGUUGGCUGCUAGCGAGGACUGGGUCUGAUGGGUGCUCGCUUCCUCGCUUUUUCUUUCCCUUGUUAUAUAAGUACAGUACUACUCCGUACUACCAUUACUGUUUGUUAUGUCUAAUUAGAGCCGUUAGAGCUGCUAGAGCUAGGUAUUAGAGCCAAUAGAACGAAAUAGGACCGGCGGACUGGCGUGGGAAAAAGUGCGCACGCGAGCAAC
Molecule: messenger RNA, 1673 nt
Organism: Trichoderma asperellum CBS 433.97
Lineage: Eukaryota; Fungi; Ascomycota; Sordariomycetes; Hypocreales; Hypocreaceae
Biological process (GO): glycerophospholipid biosynthetic process
Cellular component (GO): mitochondrion
Source: RefSeq, a predicted model, not a curated record